Moneuplotes crassus is the source of this 1838-nucleotide messenger RNA. Lineage: Eukaryota; Ciliophora; Spirotrichea; Euplotida; Euplotidae. The record is from the annotation of a GenBank genome assembly.
AUGGAAAAAACAGGUCCAAAAGUAAAAUUUGUGUGCGAAGUUAGAGGCUGAAGUGGCCUAGGAGAGAUUUAUGUAGGCAAGGCAAUCGGGGUGUGAAAGAAAUGUCAUGAAAGGGAUUAUAGUGGAAAAAUAUGGGAAGAGAUGGAUUUUGAGAGGAUUAGAGGAGAGAUAGAACAGAUAGGAGGGGUUGUUAAUCGGCUAGCCCAGUCCAAACUUGACAGCUCUGAUGAUCUCAGCGAGAAAGCAGCAGAAGAACUUAAAGAAGAAAUUGAAGCAUGCAAGAAGAAAUUCGAAGAAAUACAGGAGAAUUUACUAAAAGCAGCUUCUGAAUCUGACUACACAGAAUGCUUAGCAAUAGAAGAUAAUGUCAAAAAUAAAUUUAGAGGACUCCUAUUGGAGGAGGAAAUGGAGAAAGUAUUUUCAGCAAUUAACGCCAAUGAAGUUCAGGCCUUCCUUGCCAAUUUAUUUCCACAGAGUAGCACGGAAGAAGAUGAAACAGAGAGUCAAGAAAGAAAAAAUAUGCCUUCUACUGAGUCUUGAGAAAUAGAAAAUAAUGGGAUGAGUUGAUCAAAUCAAGGUAGUCGUAUUCAGUACACUGAAAAUGAAAGUUCUAUGACUGAGGAGAAUAAAGAUUCAAGACAUAAUAAUGGAAACCAAAUUAACUCAACAGCAGUUAUCUGAGUUGACGAUCCAAUUGUCCAAGAAAGAGAUAUCGAAAGAUAUCUUUCCAUUGCUCUGGAAGGACUGAAUAGAGACUGGGGUAUCUUGAUAUAAAACCUUCUUCAACCUUUAACUACUAUCACAAAAACCCAGAUUUUCAGUUUAUGCUUUUCAAAAAGAUAAUAUGUGCAAUCAGAUUGUGUAUAAAUCCAAAUAUUGGCAUAUUUCUUAAAAUGAAGCUUAAGCACACCAUUAAUGUCCUUGAUUCUCAAUAUGGAACAGUUUGAGCCCUCUUCAGGCUACGCCUAAACCUAAACAACCCCAAGGAUCUCGAAUUUCUUGACGAUAUUAACCACGCUAGCUCAACACUUGAAGAUGAUCAAGCAAGACUUGUCAAUGUGAAUUCCAUACUCUUCAACAACGUCCCAGAUCCCAAAGAUAAUGCUAUAAAACAAGUAAUUCAAAGCCAAAAUUUCCACCCCUUUCCCAAAUCAACCAAUAAACUCAUAAAUCCCUUCCCAAAAUUCCAAAAUCUAUCAAAAUUCCACAAUUUCCCAAAAAUCCCUCAAAUCUCCUUUAAAAAUUCUGUUACAAUUCUUAAGAAUCUAGGACUUCGAACAAAAUCAUGAAAGCACUGAGAUUUCAGGCUGAAGGUCAAUUAAGAAUUAUCUUAUGAGGUUUUUCCCUGAAGAGGUAAAGGAAUUUAGCUUCAAUAAGGGAGGGGUUCUCAGCUCAAAUUUUUCUUACUAUGAAGAUGGGGUAUUACAAGCCUGCUCGAAGACUCUCAGAAAAGUUGGGAUCUAUAACUAUGAGUUAACAUCAACCCAACUGUUCUGUAUUCUGUUGACUUCUCAAAAGAGUAGAUUGGUUGACCUGGAAGGAUGCAAAUUUGAUCUGAGCACUGAAUUCGACUUUACAUACGCACUGGAAGACUCAAACAUAAGCAAAAUAAGCCUAGCCUCUUGUAGUUUAAUAGGCCAGAACAGUUGGGAAGAGAGUCCAGACUCUUUGAUCAAGCUGCUCAAUAGUUUGCUCAAAUGCUCUAGCAUGAAUAAGAGUUUAAAGCACUUGGUACUGUCUAAAACCGACUAUGAACAGCUGAAAUUCGAAAGAUACCUUGAUUUGAAUGACAUAAAGAUAAAAAUUAUCAAGGCUCCUUAAAACCAAAAGGAUUCACU